Molecule: messenger RNA, 2439 nt
Organism: Pocillopora meandrina
Lineage: Eukaryota; Metazoa; Cnidaria; Anthozoa; Scleractinia; Pocilloporidae
Source: the annotation of a GenBank genome assembly
CAGAAGGUUCAAGAACUAGGCAUUAAGCCAGACAAUGCUGUUAAGUUGCUCAAUAAAGUUGUGACUGCAUCAACUGAAUGUGAAAGAGCUAAUGAAGCAGCAGAGGACAUUCUAAAACUACGAGAUGGAGAGAAAUUAAAAGUAAUUGAUGAAAAGAUAACAGCUAUUGACAAAAUCCUAAGCAGAAGAGAAAGCUUGAUUUCUGAAAGAAAAAAAGCAGAUCUCAUUGCAGAAAAGUCAAGCCUUGAAGACAGAAAAGAAGGCAUACAGAAAGACCUGCAACAAAGUGACCCUCAGAGUCUUAGAAGACUGCAACAAAGGAAGCAAAGAUUAGCUAAAACACUUAUCGAUGAGAACAGAGUGAAAAGACGAAAACUCGGUGCAGGGGCAAAGAAGUCGUUGGAUACUGAAGAUGAAGAAUUCAUAGCACGUUCUAUAGAAGAAACAAGCACAGCACAUGGUAGACGUCAUGAUACUGUACUUUACAGCCAUCAUCCCGUUAAGAAGUGCCACUUUUUGUCGUUAGCUAACUAUAACUUAUACAGGCGUGGUAAAAAGCUGAUCAAAUCGGCUACUACUGUACUUAACAGAAGUAGACCAAAAAAUAUAAAUUCCAGGGCAGCAAAGGCACAUUGUGGGAAGUCUCUAUUUUGUUCCAAAAAGCCCCCUAAGACUGAAACUGAACUAGGUCUAGCAACCCAUCAUCAAAGGGCACAUAUUCGCAAUUGUAAGUUUGACAUGUUCAAAGAAGAGAAUAGGGCUAGAAGUCUAAUGAUCAGUUUUGAUGACAAAGCAUACAUCAGGCCUGGAAGUGAUGUGGGAGCCAGGAAUGUCAAAAAGGGAGUAAUAUAUGAUGUGUCCGACCCUUCAAAACAAAAAGCGCUUCCCCAACAUGAUUUUACAGAGGCAAAAGUACAUCAAACACCAUCUUCUUUUAGGUUUCUAAGAGGCAAAGUUGCAACCAUUGACGGAGAGCAAAAGUUUAUUCACGAAGACGAUCAAACAAUUGUAACUGUGCUUCCUAAGAGCUACGUUGGUAGCUCAGGAAGUGUAUGGGCCUCUGAUCAACUUAAGAUUAAAUGGGAAGUUCCUCAGGUUUUUGAACAAUCUCCAAUAUCACCACCAAAGUUCUCAUUGCCUGUGAGGAAAUUUUGUCAUCGUGUUCAUGAUAUAUUAUUUUAUUUCAAAGAUUGCUCACUCAGAAGUGACGUCAUGUGUGUAACAAGUGACAUCAAUUGUCAGUUUAAAGAAUAUGAAAUGAAAAAGCUGAAGUGGUUGAAAAACCAGCUGUCUGAAGCAGUCAGUAUUUUCCAUGAAGAGAAAGAAACACUCAUCCACCAUGAAGUUGCCAGUGGAACUUAGCUCAUAGGCAUUAUCAACGACAUCCAGGAAGUGAAUGAUGACAUCGAUAAGACCAGCUCAACAUUAAGUGCAAAUACUAUCUGGGAACAUCAAGAAAAGGCUGUUAACCUUUGUGAUACUGCGAUUGCAUUCAUCAACAGUCUCAAGUUGCCACCACUCUGUGACCAUAUUUUGCAAGCAACAGAUGCUGGUCCAGGGGUUGGGGUCACUAACAUCGAGGUUAAGUACAGAGACAUUGAGAUGUCAAGGAUUAAUAGCUGGACUCACGUGAACAGGAUUCACAGGGCACCACACGAUUCAGGACAAAAUGAAGCGGAGCGUUCUAACACUGCUAUAGGUGAAGCUUUGGUUGAUGGCAGAGCAUUACACUGGGAAUACUUUCAUCCAACUGAUCUCAUCAGUGAAGAAGAACUGAAAACACUCACAGUUGAAGAAAUGAAAGAGCUAGAGGCAGAAGUAGUGGAGCGUAAUGCAUGGAGAGUUGCCCAGGAUGUUGUGUCAAGAAUCGAUGGUGAGCCUGGACCAGCUGGUGACUGUAUGAAGGCCUUUGUUACCAAUCGUAAAGAACAGCAGUUCUUUUUCAAUACCGAAUACAUUCAGCAAUACAAUGCUGCAAAGUCGGAGACGAGAAAAGUAAAAGUCCCAGGUCAGAACUAUUUCAAAAAAUUAGAUGACCUCAUAGAAUCCUGUAUGAUUACUGGAGAAAUGUUUCACGAGUACUGUGAAAAUGAGUCAGUGGGUCCCACCCCUCGUCCAGUUCCAGACAUCAACAAACUUCCAAAGUAUCACUAUCUGCCUGUUGCAGAAAUACCCAUCACAAAUACAGACGACGGUAAAAGAAGAGAAGUGGAUGAUUAUCACCCUAGAGCACGUUUAAAGCAAGCCCACAAAAAGAAUGAAAUCAAUAUCAAGGAUAGUGCAAGUGUUCAGACCUUUAGCAACAGAUACAUUGUUGAAGAAAGUCUUGUGAGAAAAUACCUAGCACAUUUAAAUCAUUUAGAGAUGAUGAGUGGGAAGAGAAAAAUGGAAAAGAAAAACAAGAAUUUGAAAGAGAACACAAUGUCUUAUGAGGAAUAG